UCCCUCCCAGUCCCCUCCCAGUCCCUCCCAGUCCAUCCCAGUUCAUCCCAGUCCCUCCCAGUCCAUCCCAGUCCAUCCCAGUCCAUCCCAGUCCCUCCCAGUCCAUCCCAGUCCCUCCCAGUCCAUCCCAGUCCCUCCCAGUCCAUCCCAGUCCCUCCCAGUCCAUCCCAGUCCCUCCCAGUCCAUCCCAGUCCCUCCCAGUCCAUCCCAGUUCUCUCCCAGUUCAUUCCCAGUUCUCUCCCAGUCCCUCCCAGUGCUCCCAGUAUCCCCGGGCUGGGGGCGGGGCCAUGAGGGUGCUGCCGCUGCCCCUCCCCCUCCUGCUGCUGGCCGGGGUGGCCGAGGGGACCCCGCGGGGGACAGAGGGGAGAGCGCUGGACCUGGGCCGCUGUCGCUUCGCUCUGGGCAUGGAGGACGGGACCAUCCCCGACUUUCGCCUCUCGGCCUCCAGCGCCUGGUCCGACUCCACCGCCGCGCGCCACGGCCGGCUGGGCCGCAGCGACGGGGACGGCGCCUGGUGUCCGGCGGGGCCGGUGUUCCCGGCCGAGCAGGAGUUCCUGGAGGUGGACCUGGGCCGGCUGCACCUGGUGACACUGGUGGGGACACAGGGACGCCACGCGGGGGGACACGGCCGCGAGUUCGCCCGGCAGUACCGGCUGCGCUACAGCCGCGACCGGCGCCGCUGGCUGCGCUGGAGGGACCGCUGGGGAGCCGAGGUGAUCGGUGGCAACGAGGACCCCGAGGGGGUGGUGCUGAAGGACCUGUCCCCCGCACCGGUGGCCCGGGCGCUCCGGGUGUACCCGCGGGCGCCGCGAGCCAUGAGCGUCUGCCUGCGCCUCGAGCUCUACGGCUGUCCCUGGGAGGCCGGACUUUUGUCCUACACGGCGCCGCGGGGACACGUCAUGGCCCUGGACCCCGUCCCCAUCGUCCUCAACGACUCCACCUACGACGGCUUCAGCGCCGGCCCGUUGCACUUCGGGGGGCUGGGCCAGCUCUCGGACGGGGUCCUGGGCCUCGACGACUUCCUGAGGACCCACGAGCGCCGCCUGUGGCCGGGCUACGACUACGUGGGGUGGCCACGCCCACCCGGGCCCCACCCCCACCUGGAGCUGGAGUUCGAGUUCCAGGAGCUCCGCACCUUCCACGCCAUGCAGGUCCACUGCAACAACCUCCACACGCGCGGCGUCGGAAUCUUCCGGGCGGUCGAGUGCCGCUUCAAGAAGAUCUUGGCCACGGCCUGGGAGCCCAUGGUGGCCACCCACAGCCUGGCCGGGGCCACCAAGGACCCCAGCGCCCGCUCGGUCACCGUCCCCUUGGGCGGGCGCCACGCCCGCUUCAUCCAGUGCCGCUUCUUCUUUGGAGCGGAGUGGAUGCUCUUCAGCGAGGUGUCCUUCGUCUCAGAGGUGCUGGAUGAACCCAUGGGUGCCAGUGGGUGGCCCCCGACCCCCGACCCCUCCACCGCCAUCUUGGAAAACGCCCACUAUGGGGGCGGGGCCAGCAAUGUCACUGGCUCAGCCCCCGGGGAGGCCGGACUGGUCCCGCCGGUGGCCCAGGGCGGGGCGGGGCAGUCGCCAGCCCUGCUGGGCUGCCUGGGCGCCAUCAUCCUCCUCCUGCUCGCCAUCAUCAUCCUCAUCCUGCGGCGGCGCCACUGGUUUUUACUGGUUCGUACUGGUUCUCAGGGCCGCGGGGCGGAGGCGGCGCUGCGGGUGCAGCUCUCGGGGGACACCGUGGUCAUCAACAACGCCACGGGGGGGGGAGGGGCGCGGGGGGGACCCCGCUACGAACGGAUCGGAACCGGAACCGGAACCGGAACCGGAAUUGGGCCUGGGAUUGGAACCGGAACCGGAACCGGAACCGGAACCGGGGAGUACCAGGAACCCACCCGGGGACGGCCCCGAGUGCCCCCGGUGCCCCCCGGGGCUGCCAACCCGGCCUAUCGGCUGCUCCUCGCCACCUACGCCCGGCCAAUAGGAGGCCUUGCCCUGGCCCCGCCCAACACAGCCAAGCCAAUCAACACCGACGGUGAGGCCGAGGCUGGGGCGGGGGCUUACGCCGAGGCUGACGUCACUGGAGGCUCCGCCUAUGCCCUUGCUGGCCCCGCCCACAGCCCCGCCCAUGGCCCCGCCCUCCCAACUUUCCCUCGGGACCGCCUCCGCUUCCGGGAGAAGUUGGGGGAGGGGCAGUUUGGAGAGGUCCUGCUUUGUGAGGUCAUCGCCCCCCACACCCUGGGCCUGGCCCCGCCCCCCAGCUCAAGCCCCGCCCCUCCGGUCGCAGAGCGCCCCCUGCUGGUGGCGGUCAAGGUGCUGCGGCCGGACGCCGCCAAGAACGCGCGGCGGGAUUUCCUGCAGGAGGCGCGGGCGCUGUGGCGGCUGCGGGACCCCAACAUCGUGCGGCUGCUGGGCGUGUGCGGGGGGCCCGGCCCCCUGUGCAUCGUCACCGAGUACAUGGAGCACGGAGACCUGCACCAGUUCCUGGGCGGGGCCCGGGGCCACGCCCUCAGCCUGGCCACUUUGGUGCAGCUGGGGGCGCAGAUCGCGGCCGGGAUGCGCUUCCUGGCGGCGCGGAACUUCGUGCACCGGGACCUGGCGACGCGGAACUGCCUGGUGGGCGACGGGCUGCGCGUCAAGGUGGCCGAUUUCGGGAUGAGCCGGAGCCUGUACGGCACCGAGUACUGCCGGGUGCGCGGCCGAGCGCUGCUGCCCAUCCGCUGGAUGGCCUGGGAGAGCAUCCUCUGGGGGACGUUCAGCCCGGCCAGCGACGCCUGGGCCUUCGGGGUGACGCUCUGGGAGGUGCUGACGCGCUGCCGGGAGCAGCCGUACGGGGCCCUGAGCGACGAGCAGGUGAUCGCCAACGCCGGGCACCACUUCCAGAACCGCGGGCAGCAGCAGUACCUGCCCUGCCCCCCCGGCUGCCCCCCGGCCCUGCACCGGCUGAUGUUGAGCUGCUGGGCCCGCGAGGCGGCCGAGCGGCCGGACUUCGGCCACCUGCACCGGGCGCUGAGCGACCACCGGGCCCUGGAGUGACCAUCACCAUCAUCUUCAUCAUCAUCUUCAUCAUCGUCAUCACUGACCACCCUUCGGCCACCUGCACCGGGCGCUGAGCGACCACCGGGCCCUGGAGUGACCACGGCCAUCAUCUUCAUCAUCAUCAUCAUCAUCGUCAUCACUGACCACCCACUGAGUGACCACGGGGCCCUGGAGUGACCAUCACCAUCAUCUUCAUCAUCAUCUUCAUCACUGACCACCCACUGAGUGACCACCGGGCCCUGGAGUGACCAUCACCAUCAUCUUCAUCAUCAUCAUCAUCAUCGUCAUCACUGACCACCCACUGAGUGACCGCUGGGCCCUGGAGUGACCACGGCCAUCUUCAUCAUCAUCAUCAUCAUCAUCAUCAUCAUCAUCGUCAUCACUGACCACCCACUGAGUGACCGCUGGGCCCUGGAGUGACCACGGCCAUCUUCAUCAUCAUCAUCAUCAUCAUCAUCAUCAUCAUCAUCAUCACUGACCACCCACUGAGUGACCACCAGGCCCUGGAGUGACCAUCACCAUCAUCUUCAUCAUCAUCAUCAUCAUCAUCAUCAUCAUCAUCAUCAUCUUCAUCACUGACCACCCACUGAGUGACCACCGGGCCCUGGAGUGACCAUCACCAUCAUCUUCAUCAUCAUCAUCAUCAUUACUGACCACCCACUGAGUGACCACCGGACAUUGAGUGACCAUCACCAUCAUCUUCAUCAUCAUCUUCAUCAUCGUCAUCACUGACCACCCUUCGGCCACCUGCACCGGGCGCUGAGUGACCACCGGGCCCUGGAGUGACCACGGCCAUCAUCAUCAUCAUCAUCUUCAUCACUGACCACCCACUGAGUGACCGCCGGGCCCUGGAGUGACCAUCAUCAUCAUCUUCAUCAUCAUCAUCAUCAUCAUCAUCAUCACUGACCACCCUUCGGCCACCUGCACCGGGCGCUGAGUGACCGCCGGGCCCUGGAGUGACCACGGCCAUCAUCUUCAUCAUCAUCAUCAUCAUCAUCAUCACUGACCACCCACUGAGUGACCACCGGACAUUGAGUGACCACUGGGUGACCACGGUCACCUUCAUCAUCAUCAUCUUCCUCCCCCUCAUUAACAGGGAGGAUUUAAUUACCCGCGGUGGGGGAGGGGCCGAUUUUUGGGGUCGAAAUCCCGGAGUUUUGUACGUUUAAUUUUGUUUUAAUUGUGAAUUUCGGGCGGGUUUUUUUUUGUUGGUUUUUAAAUCAUUUUUUCCCUGAAAAAUUGUCCAAAAUUUCCUAUUUCUUUCUCAACGUUUCAAUUUUUUUCCCUUAAAGAUAUUUUUCCUCCCAAAAAAAACCACCCAAAAAAGACAUUUUACCAAAAAUUUGCAUUUUCUCCCCGAAUAAUUUAUUUUUCUCAGAAAAAAAUCCCAGAUUCCUCAAUAAACUCAAUCUUCCCUUUUAACACCCAAAUUUUAAAUAAAUCCAGUUCUUUUCCUUGGGAAUUCAACUUUUCACUCAAAAA
Haemorhous mexicanus (house finch) is the source of this 4505-nucleotide messenger RNA. It is a transcript of the gene DDR1, whose product is annotated as discoidin domain receptor tyrosine kinase 1. The coding region runs from base 288 to 3020 and encodes 910 amino acids. The transcript is spliced from 17 exons. Gene Ontology annotation, cellular component: signaling receptor complex. Gene Ontology annotation, biological process: cell surface receptor protein tyrosine kinase signaling pathway; positive regulation of kinase activity; protein phosphorylation. Gene Ontology annotation, molecular function: ATP binding; protein tyrosine kinase collagen receptor activity; collagen binding. The record is from RefSeq and is a predicted model, not a curated record. NCBI's taxonomy places the organism in Eukaryota, Metazoa, Chordata, Aves, Passeriformes, Fringillidae.